AUGCCCCGCCCCCGCCUGAACGCCCUCCGUUCCCGGUCCGACUCUACCCACCGCCCUUAUCCCUUACCCAGCCCCGCUCCCUCAACAACCGACUCCGACCCCAUUCCUUCCACCUCAACCGCCCCUCCCUUCGAUCCCGACCGCAAACUCGCGUGCUUGCCCAACUUGCCGCCCGAGUUGAAGGCGCUGAUCGUGAGGAAGGUUGCGGAGGUGGAUAUGGAGGCGAGGGAAGAUGAUUGGGAGGAUGACAGUGAGAGCGAGGAGGAGGACGGGAGUACGAUCAGUGAUGAGGAGCCGAGCGAGGACGAGGCGAGUGGCAGGUGGAGGGAGAAGGCGCUCAAGCAGGUGCGGAGGGACAAAGCAGCGUGGAAGAACUUGCAGGAGCAGGUCGAUGCCGACUUGGACGAGACCGGAAACCCGACGCUAGCCUCGCUCGAAAAGAUGCGCGACCAUCUCAUGGAGGUCGGCGCGGCGCAGGGAUACGAGUCGGGUAUCGUCGCGCUCUCGCUCGUCAGCCGCGAGUUCAACGAGCUCGCGAACCCGUUCAUGUGGGAGGCCAUCGACUUUGAAGACCGGUCGAACGAGUCCAUCAUCGACUGCAUCAACCUGAUCCUACCCAAGCACGCGCGGCACGUCAAGGUCCUCGAGUUUGGCCAGGCCGACGACCGGAUGCUGCGGUUCGACCCGGAAGGUCCAGGGUUCGGCUCUCACGACCCAUUCCGCCCCAUCUCGCGAAUUCACCGCCGCGUUGUUGAGGAAGCCGAGCGGAUUGGCGGCGUCGGCACGACGGACGUGGAGGGCCGCCCGCUCUUGCCGGGCAUUCGCGAGUUGCGCACGAGGAGUCUCUUACUCGCCGAAGUCGUGCGGCUCUGCCCGAACGUCAUCGAGCUCAACUGCGAGACGUGCCCCAGGUCGUACCCGGAGUGGGCGUCCGGUCUGGACGGACUUGCCGCGCAGGAGGACCUCGAGAAGCUCCUCUACAUCACGGACCACGCCCUCGAAGCGGUCAAGAAGCACCUCGCGCACCAGCUCGUUGACCUGACGCUCGUCGUCAACGGCGAAGACGAAGGCUACACGACAGAAGGCGACCUCGCCUCGAUCCUCGCUGUGUGCCCGAACCUCGUCCGACUCCACGUCGACUGUUUCGCCCCGACCGGCACGUACGACAUGCGACGUGACCUCUUCCGCGCGUUCGAGCGGCUCGACAAACUCGAGAUACUCACGCUUCAAGAGGGGACCUUUGUCAAUGACGAGUUUGCCGCGCUUGACUGGCGGUGCCCGUUGCGGGUUCUCGCCCUCGCUUCAGCCGAAGACCUCUCGUUCCCAUCCUUCUGGGACCUCAUUCACAAGUUCUCCUCGACUCUCGAAUGCCUCGACAUCGACGAAGUUCCGCACACGAACGUCGAGCAGGACAACAAAAAGUAUGUCGGUCGUCACGUCUCCCUCCCUCGUCUCGACACGCUCGUCAUCUCGACGCAACACGAGUCGGCCUUCCUCCUCGAAUCGUUCGUCCAGUGCCCGAUCCGCACCUUCGGACUCGGAUUCUGCCCCGCCGUCUCCUACGCCGACAUCGAGCGCUUCGUCGCCCUCCACGGGCAGACGCUCAAGCGCGUCGAAGUCAAGCACGAUGCGGCGCUCACUGAGGCGCAGGUGGAGAGCUUGGAGGUGUACUGCCAUGCGAAGGGGAUCGAAUGCGAGUUGCUCGAGGACGAGGGGACGGACUCCGAGGAGGAGGACGACCCGAGCGAGUGGGGGGACGAGGAUGCGCUGGAUCAUGAUGCAUGGACGGAGGAGGACGAGGACGGCGGGAGCGACUGGGGUUCGGACGUUGGGCUUUGA
Molecule: messenger RNA, 1839 nt
Organism: Rhodotorula toruloides NP11
Lineage: Eukaryota; Fungi; Basidiomycota; Microbotryomycetes; Sporidiobolales; Sporidiobolaceae
Exons: 2
Coding region: 1-1839 (612 amino acids)
Source: RefSeq, a predicted model, not a curated record